Oncorhynchus keta (chum salmon) is the source of this 4187-nucleotide messenger RNA. RefSeq names its product coiled-coil domain-containing protein 158-like. The record is from RefSeq and is a predicted model, not a curated record. Lineage: Eukaryota; Metazoa; Chordata; Actinopteri; Salmoniformes; Salmonidae. Bases 710 to 4141 code for a protein of 1143 amino acids. The transcript has 24 exons.
UCCGACAUUCUGCACAUUUUCUCAUCGAUUACAUAUUUGAUCUCAAAAAGGUGUUCUGUUCUUAAAACUAUAAUAUGUUAUGAGCAGAGUGGACUAAGUUUUGUAGACGUUACCCUUUGCCAAAUAAAAAUAAAUCGCGUUGUUUAGAAGGAGUGCAAAGGCGUAUGUCGGUAUUGUACACGCGCACUGCACGGAGUAGGCGUUUCCGAACGAAACAUGCAAAUACUUGCUAGAACUUACCAAUAGGAUCUCGCUAGCUUUAGCUUGGCACUGCCCACCUCCUUGCUUGUUCUGCCCACUAUGACUCAUUUGUCCCCAUUGGAAACAAUAGGCGGUGGUCUAUCUUGGGUUAAUUAUAACAUCUUUGCGGAUUCAACGACUGUCGUUGUCUCGUAAACUACAACAUCCAUCGGGCACCGGUGGAUGACAACAGGUUCUACUACCCUUUAAUAUUUUGUAUUUAACAGCAAAGUAAACAUCUUUCUGUUCGUUCUUGACAUAGUAUCUAUAAAGUCAGGAACAAGUUUGUGGAGUUAGCUAGCUAACGUUUCUAAAAUCCACCAACUCUGAAGAAAGCACGAAAUCAACGGUUUCCAUGGCGAGCGAUUAAGCUUCCCUAACGUUAUAACGUUAGUAGUUACUUGUAGCUGCAGGCGCUUGUGGAUUUGCACAUGCUAUCUCACAAGGCUAGAUAGCUAACCAACUGAUAAUGUCAUCUGUAUCUCAAAAUUCCAUACCUAAAAAUAGUGAUUUAUCGAUCCAUAAAUCGUCUGAAUUUUUUGAUGAUGGAUUAUUGCACGAGAUUCCAACAACAACAAGUACAAAUGACACCAGUACUGUCCCUAAAAGGUACAAGAAUCUGGAUGAGUUGAGUGAGGAGCUCAACAGACGAACCAAGGAGACCCAAAUGCUGCAAGAAGAGGUGGAACAUGCAACUAAAAUUACCAUGGAGAAAAUGGGACGCACAUUUCCCAGCAGCUCGCCCUCACAAAUAAAUUACUUUCCCAUUUUUAUGGAUGGUUCAUCGGAGGAGAACUCAGAAGUGCUGUCUCCAUACCGACAGUCUUUGAUCCAGCCUCUUACAUAUGACCAUGAUGGCCUGGAUCUGAUGGUGGUCAGAAGUGGUGUAACCUUCCCCGGGAAAGAUGUUUUGGAAAAUGUAAUAGAGGACUACUCUCAGCAGGUGUCGGAGCUCCAAAAGCAGCUGAGUGAGAUGUGUGCUUUUCAUGAACAGCAGAAGUUCAAAUUGCGUCAGUCCAUCAUCAAGCUGCAGACAAAGUUGCACGAGGUCCAGACUGAGAAAGAUGCCCUGACUGAUCUAAGAAUGAAAGAGAGCAGAAAACAGGCAGAUGUAAUGGGGAAAAUGCAUGCAAUAAUCAGAGCGCUGCAAAUCAAUAAACAGACAGGGGACCAGAGGCUACUGGAGGCUGAGGAGGAAGCAAAGUCACAAAGCAGUAAAGCAGAGUCAAUGGAGCGAACACUACAGGAGGUUCACUCCACACUGUUGGCUUAUGAGAAACGGUGUAGAAACUAUUUGUACUCCAGCCAUGACGCACUGGGAGAUGCGGUGCAGAAAGUAUUACAGGACUUGGAGCAUGAGAAUCACAAUCUGAGAGAAAGAUUCCUGCUGGUGGAAGAGCAGAUGGAGACUCAAGAACAGAAAUGCCAAGAUAAAGCAGAGAUACGGUUGAAGGAGCAAAGGGAAAGACUGGAGCAGCUUAUUACCAGUCAUGACCAGGAGGUGGCGAUAUUGACUGAGAAAUUGAGCAGCUCCAGAAGCAGUGCCUCCAGUUUGUCUGUCCAGGUGGAAUUGCUACAAAAACAAGGUGAGAGUCAGGCUUCAGUGCACCAGUGUCAGGUCAAGGACUUGGAGUCAGCUUUCUCCAUCCUGCGCUCAGAUCUACUGGAUGGCCAGCGGAUCCAUGAAGACAAGGUGAGUGCUCUGGAGAAGCAGUUGGCUGAGGCCCAGUCCCAGGUGGAGGAGGCCCAGAGAGGGAGAGACGGAUCUCUCCAGCAGGCAGAGGAGCUGGACUCUCAGCUCUGCCAGCUCACGUCAGAGCUCCGGCAGGUCCGUGAGGAGUUGGCCCUUGAGAAGGAGGAGACCAAACAGCUGCGGGAGCGGGACACGGGCCACAGUGUGACCAGCGACGGGCUGCGCAGGGAGCUGGAGGAGCGACGCCUGGGGGUGCAGCAGCUGGAGGUUCUGGUGGGAUCUCUCAAAGACGACUGCCAGGCACAGAUGGAGGCUCAGUUGUUGGGCGAGAAGCAUCAAUCGGAGCAGCAGGAGGAGCUGGCUGUGCUGCGAGGGGAGCUGAAACUGACCACAGACCAGCUAAACAGGGCCAGGGACGAGGAGCUGAGACUGCAGGCCCUACAGGGGGACCGGGAUGAGGCGCUGAAGAGGGUCCAGGCGCUGCUGGAGGAGCGGGACAGGGAGCUGCAGCUGAGGCAACAGGAGGCGCAGCAGGGCCGGGCCAGGCUGGAGGAGGCCCAGGGCCACUGCCAGGCCCUCAGGGCAGAGACUGAGGUGCUGAGGCUCAAGCUGGAGGACCGGGAGAAGAUGGUGAACCUGCUGCGGCUGCAGCUGGAGAGCACCACCCAGAUGACCGUACAGCAUGGACGUAGCAUUGACUCCCUGCAUGACGAGAAGAGCCGCCUCAGCAACCAGCUCAGUGAGCACAAGCUGGAGAUCCAACAGCUAAGGACAGACUUGGAGCAGCGUGAGGAGUGUUUGGCAGUGCUGGAGAAGGAGAGGCGAGUGCAGCAGGCUGGCCUGUCCGAACAGAGCCACUGUGACAAGGAGCUAAAGCUGGAGAAACAGAAGCUCACCGCUGAGCUAGAGAUACAACGCAUGCAACUGGUCACCCUCACAGAGGAGCAUGAGGAGUUGAAGAGGCUCCACAGCAGUAAGAGUGAGGAGCAGGAGGGUGUGGUGGUGAGUCUCAAAGCCCAGCUGAAGACCACCCGGGCUGAGAUAGACCAGGCCAGGAGGACCCUAGAGGGGGUGGACGGACACGGCCUGAAGGUUGCCAUGGGAAUGCAGAAGCAGAUAAAAACUAAGCGAGACCAGAUUCACUCUCUCCAGGGCCGAAUCCAACUACUGGAGGAAACCAUGGACAAACUGAGCCAGGAAAAGCAUUACCAGAGUCUGGAGAGUAAGCGUCAGGUCCAGGAGCUGGCCUCAGUCACAGAGGAGAAGAGACAGAUGGCAACUGAGUUGGAGACCGUCCGUUCCCUGGAGAGACUGCUCAGGGAGAAAGUGGCCAAACUGGAGGCGACCCUACACAAGAUGUCUGGGAGUGUUAUUGACUGUCAAGACUUCAUCCAGUUGCAAGAGCAGGCGUUUGUGCGGCUGAAGCUGCAGCAUGCUCAGCAGGAGCUGCAGGGUCAAAACCUGCGAGACACAGGGAAUGCUCAGCGUUCUUCCCCUACAAGCCCAACAGCCUGGAAUGCACUAACCUCAACCCAGCACUGCUCUAACUGCCUGCUAGAGUUGAAGUCGCAGCGGCUGCUGGAAAGCCCCACUAUGGAGCUGCGUUCUCUAGUCAAAGAGCUGCGACGUGUGAUUUCUGAGAACCCCGGACCACACACCAGCAUUAUCAAAAGGACCUCUGCUCCAGAGAGAGUGCACAGGACCACCCUCAAUGAAGUCACCAAUUGUUUUACAAACGAUGCCAAAACGACAAAGGGGACCUACAGCAGUGGUGUGCCUCACCUCCUUAGGACAACUGAUCUGGAUGAGCGGAAUUUAAACAGCACCUUCUCAAGCGAGAGCCGGGACUUCUCUUUUGUUGCAUCUCUGCCUUGCUACACAUCGUCACCUCGAGCCAUGGCACUGGGCCACACGUCCCCUGUACACUCACUCCUGACUACUGACCACAGCCCCACGCAUCUACAACCGAGCAGGCCUCUGCCUCAGGCAGAAAGCCCUCUUGCAGACAUGUGCACAUUGGCCAAUCCGCAGGCUGAGUUGACAGGACGAACAUGCAAGCACUUGCAAGGAAAACUGGACAGCCUUCAAAACAUGGUGGAUGACUUGCAGAUGAAGAACCAAGACAUGUCCUCUAUGAUAAAGGGUCAGGAGAGGAGGUUGAUGUUCAAAGACAAAGGGAGGCUUUAUAACAAGCAAGGCUCUGGGUGAAUGUCUACAUGUGUAACAAAAAUAAACUUGUAUUUAAAUGAAGGCA